CACUUGGGCGUUGCCUAGAUGACUAUAAAGUGUUGAAUAAACUUUCAGUCAGCCCACGUCUAACUCCACUUAAGCUCUGCCACAGUUUCUGCAUCCUCGUGAUCCGCACUCAUUUCUGCAACCAUGACUGACUUGGAGAAAUCCAUGGAUUCCAUGAUAACCGUGUUCAACAAGUAUGCCCAUGAUGGCAAACACGGAAAGGCCUUAACCAAGAAAGAACUAAGAAAACUAAUUGAGGCUGAGCUUCCCAACUUUCUGAAAACCCAGAAGAAUGCCAACUCCGUGGACCAUAUCAUGAAGGAUCUGGACCAGAACAAAGAUGAUGUCUUGGACUUUGAAGAAUUUAUGCCAUUCAUCGCCGGCCUCACAAUGGCCUGUGAAAAAUAUUGCUCCAUGUCUGCUAAAAAGAAGUGAAAGAACUGAUGUGCAAAUACACUGUAAGAGAAAAUAAUGCUUGUCUUUUUUUUCUUUCUUUUUUUGUAACAGAUAAAGUUGAUUGUGUUGCACAACUGUGUGCCGGAUUUACAAGUAAAAACUGCUUUUGACAAAAUUUC
This is a messenger RNA of Maylandia zebra (zebra mbuna), 554 nucleotides long. RefSeq names its product S100 calcium binding protein A10b (gene s100a10b). Gene Ontology annotation, molecular function: calcium ion binding; calcium-dependent protein binding. NCBI's taxonomy places the organism in Eukaryota, Metazoa, Chordata, Actinopteri, Cichliformes, Cichlidae. The record is from RefSeq and is a predicted model, not a curated record. Gene Ontology annotation, cellular component: cytoplasm.